This is a messenger RNA of Notothenia coriiceps (black rockcod), 1254 nucleotides long. RefSeq names its product zinc-binding protein A33-like. Gene Ontology annotation, molecular function: protein binding. The coding region runs from base 403 to 759 and encodes 118 amino acids. The record is from RefSeq and is a predicted model, not a curated record. The transcript is spliced from 2 exons. Lineage: Eukaryota; Metazoa; Chordata; Actinopteri; Perciformes; Nototheniidae.
AGAUAGUGUUGAUGCCACAGUUCAGCCACUUGGAAUCAGCGAGAGAUGAGUGACAGCAGCACAUGUCUCUCAGCGUUUAUAGCUCUGGAUCAGAUACAUGUUUACCACCCACACGUGCCAUCUGCUUCCACUUUGACACCAUUACUCUAUAGACGAAUGACUCGCUGACACGAUAUCUCUUUCUCUCUCGCAGAGCUCCGGAAGGUACAGAACUAUUCAAGUGAGGUGAUUUUAGACCCUGCCACGGCCCAGAGGAACCUGGUUGUGUCCGAAGACGGCCGCCAGGUGAGAUACGAAGAGCGUAAGACCUCCCACAGCGAGGGUCCCAAACGCUUCAGCCCCGCCCUCUUCGUCCUGGGUCGAGAAGGCCUCACCUCCGGGCGCCACUACUGGGAGGUGGACAUGGGGCACAAGACGGCCUGGACGCUCGGCAUGGCCGGCGCCUCGGCCCGACGCAAGGGGGAGAUCAAGCUGAAUCCCGAGGGGGGGUUCUGGUGCCUGUGGCUGAAGAACGGGGAGGUGAAGGCUUUGGCUUCGUCCCGCCUCCCUCUGCUGCUGCCGUCCCAGCCCAGUAAGGUGGGAAUCUUCCUGGAUUACGAAGGGGGCCAGAUUUGCUUCUACGACGUGAAGGCGCGUCAGCAUCUCUACACGUUCGUGGAUACCUUCAACCAGAGUCUGUACCCAAUCUUCAGCCCCUGCCUCACCCAGGAGGGGAAGAACUCUGCGCCUCUCAUGAUAAGCUCUGUUAAACACACCUGAGAUAAAUUCAACAGGUUAAGUGCCCAUACUUGUUAUCUAAUCUAAUCUAAUCAGAUCAUUUUGCCAUUUAUUUGGUCUGUAAACAUCAUUUGUUGUCUUCUUAACGAGCCAACCCUAAAACUGUUUUACUUGUUUGCAUAGCACUUUAUCUCGAUCAUCUUAAUAACAAAGCCAAAGUCAAAACUACCCAGUACAACAUGUUCUCAUAGUAUGGGCACGUUAUUGCAUUAGUUGAAGCUAAAUCAGGCUCAAUAGAGAUAUUUUAAGGGACAAUGACUAACAGAGUGACUGUUUCAAAGUAAUACAACCAAAGCAUUGUGAAUGUUUGGUGUGUUUGGAUCCCAGGAAACCAAAAUGUAAGAGAUGUAUUUAAAAUUUGGUUAUUUAAAAGUUACAAAUUGUUGCCUCACCCUGUAUACCCUUAUCUUAAAGUGGACCUAUUAUACUAUAUUUGAAAAAUAUAUUGUAGGGCCAUACCUACACAAAACAUGUCUG